Marmota flaviventris (yellow-bellied marmot) is the source of this 903-nucleotide messenger RNA. It is a transcript of the gene Ffar1, whose product is annotated as free fatty acid receptor 1. Gene Ontology annotation, biological process: positive regulation of cytosolic calcium ion concentration; response to fatty acid; G protein-coupled receptor signaling pathway. The record is from RefSeq and is a predicted model, not a curated record. Gene Ontology annotation, molecular function: bioactive lipid receptor activity. Gene Ontology annotation, cellular component: plasma membrane. NCBI's taxonomy places the organism in Eukaryota, Metazoa, Chordata, Mammalia, Rodentia, Sciuridae.
AUGAACCUGCCUCCGCAGCUCUCCUUCGCCCUGUAUGUGGCCGCCUUUGCCCUGGGCUUCCCGCUCAAUGUCCUGGCCAUCAGAAGCGCGGCUUCCCACGCCCGGCACCGCCUCACUCCCAGCCUGGUCUACGCCCUCCACCUGGGCUGCUCUGACCUCCUGCUGGCCAUCUCUCUGCCCCUGAAGGCCGUGGAGGCCCUGGCCUCGGGGACUUGGCCUCUGCCGGUCCAGCUGUGCCCUGCCUUUUCCCUGGUCCACUUCGCCCCGCUCUACGCUGGCGGGGGCUUCCUGGCUGCUCUGAGCGCCGGCCGCUACCUGGGCGCAGCCUUCCCCCUGGGCUACCAAGCCCUCCGGCGGCCGCGCUACUCCUGGGGCGUCUGCGUGGUGAUAUGGGCCCUCGUCCUCUGUCAUCUGGGGCUGGUCUUGGGGUUGGAGGCUCCGGGAGGUUGGCUGGACAACACCACCAGCUCCCUGGGCAUCAACAGAGUGGCCAACGGCUCCCCCGUCUGCCUGGAGGCCUGGGACCCGGCGUCUGCCGGCCCCGCCCGCCUCAGUCUCUCCCUCCUGCUCUUCUUUGUGCCCCUGAUCAUCACCGCGUUCUCUUACGUGGGCUGCCUCCGGGCCCUGGCCCACUCGGGCCUGAGCCACAGGCGGAAGGUCAGGGCAGCCUGGGUGGCCGGUGGGGCCCUGCUCACGCUGCUACUCUGCUUGGGGCCCUACAACGCCUCCAACGUGGCCGGCUUCCUGCGCCCCGACAUGGGGGCCCAGUGGCGAAAACUGGGGCUCAUCACAGGGGCCUGGAGUGUGGUGCUCAAUCCACUGGUGACUGGCUACCUGGGAGCAGGUCCUGGCCGCGGGACGGUGUGUGUGGCAAGAAUGCAAGGAGGAACAUUCCAGAAAUAG